Pleuronectes platessa (European plaice) is the source of this 1259-nucleotide messenger RNA. Its product is annotated as arrestin domain-containing protein 3. Gene Ontology annotation, cellular component: cytoplasm; plasma membrane. The coding region runs from base 202 to 1152 and encodes 316 amino acids. The record is from RefSeq and is a predicted model, not a curated record. NCBI's taxonomy places the organism in Eukaryota, Metazoa, Chordata, Actinopteri, Pleuronectiformes, Pleuronectidae. Gene Ontology annotation, biological process: protein transport. The transcript has 7 exons.
CAUCAAGUCUAUUCAUGUCAUAAGAUAAAACACUGCAGAUCAGACCCCAUAGAUUAGGAUCACUACACUUAAACUCUGCCACCAGGCUGAGAAGUUAAAUACCAAAUGCACCAGUUUGUCAUUCUAAUACUACCUGGAGGCACAAGUGUGGGGAAGCGUGCUUUUUAAAACUUUAUAAAGAACUUAACUCGGGUUGUCACCAUGUUGGAAUCGAGCAUCAAGAACUUCAACAUCAAUUUCAACGUAGCGAGCGAGGGGAGGACAUUCCGCAGUGGGCAGCUGGUCUCAGGACACUUCUCCUUCGACCUGAGCAAGAAGACGAAGAUCACCGACAUAUCGAUGCGUCUGAAGGGACAGGCCAACGUCCACUGGUCCACUGGUGGAGGGAAGAAUAGGAGAAGGAGACACUUCUCUGCAAACGUCACCUACUUCGACCUGAGGAGCAUCAUCCUGCAGGAGAACUCAGCCAUUGGUGAGUCGGUGAAACUCCAGCCUGGCAGGCACAUGUAUCCGUUUACAUGUCAGAUACCUCAGGGAGACUUCCCCCCGAGCUUCAAGGGCCUUUAUGGAAAAGUGGAGUAUAUGUUAACCGUGAGCAUCAACAGACCCUGGCAUUUGUCUAAGGACUUUGUGACUGAGUUAAACUUCCUAAGCAGCAUCAAUACCGACCAUCCAGAGCUGAGGGCUCCUCUCUCAGGCUCCAACCAAAUGACUCUGUGCUGCCUGUGGUGUGCCUCACCUCCUAUCACAAUGACAGUCAGUGUGGAGAAGAAAGCCUUUACUCCUGGUGAAACUGUGAAAAUAAAUUGUGAAUUCAGUAACGGCUCAUCUCGCACGGUCACCUCGAAGGUGAGGCUGCUGCAAAAGCAGACCUUCCACACCCACGAAAGGGUCCAUACGAGGAUGUAUGACAAGAACUUGGGAUCAGGGAUCGGGCAGCCCAUCGACGCACGCACCUGCAACGUGCACACUGAGAUGAUGGUCCAGAUUCCUCAGUCUGUACCACUUACCAUCUCUAACUGCAGCAUCGUGGUCCUUAGUUAUAUCAUCGAGGUGAGCCUGAAUGUGUGCUCGGGCCCUGACCUCACCGUUCUGUUUCCCAUCAUCGUUUGUGAUACCCCUGUUCAUCCCCAAGCCCUUCCUUAUGUGUGAGUAGAUUCAGGUGAAUCUAAUGAAAUGCCAACAUACUACAAUUCCUUUCAGUAUUUCUCGGGGGCUUCGUAUAGGGCUCAGCACACCAGGGAAGACCUUUGCCUCAA